Messenger RNA from Drosophila kikkawai, 2050 nucleotides. It is a transcript of the gene MFS18, whose product is annotated as major facilitator superfamily transporter 18. Gene Ontology annotation, biological process: transmembrane transport. NCBI's taxonomy places the organism in Eukaryota, Metazoa, Arthropoda, Insecta, Diptera, Drosophilidae. The record is from RefSeq and is a predicted model, not a curated record. Gene Ontology annotation, molecular function: transmembrane transporter activity.
GAGUAUUUCCGCCCUAAGGAAAUCUUAUCCUUGAGUAAUUUUAGAACUUAAAAAAAAAAUCUGUUAUUUUGUAAACAAAACUCUGGCACUGAGAGAAUAAUCAGGCAACAAUUACGAAUUUUAGAUGAACCUCGUAGCCAGUCCCACAUGCUUUCAGAGAAGAGAGCGCAUUCUAAAGUCGACCUGGCCGCACAAUGUUCUAAUCCAGCGGCAGCUCAGAAAAAUGGCCACGUAAAAACAUAAUUUUAACAGGCGCUGCGCAAGUACACAAGGUUCGGUUAGCUUACUGAAUGAACGUAAACAAACAUUAGAAUAUGCCACAGCGGCAAGCGACGCAGCAUUUGGAAGCUGGAAUGUGUGACGUGAACGGCAAGCAGUCAGAUUAGGAUCGUUCCGCUCCGGACGCAGUUGUUCCAGUGUCGCCACCAUGGAUGAGAAACUUAAGUAUUCGCUGUUGCGCGGGGAGCUGGUGGACACACAGAGUAUAUGGACCAGGCACGAGAAGCGCGUGUGGUUUAUCACCCUGAUAACGGGCACCUGCAUGCUGUAUUCCACCCGCACAACCAUGCCGCUGCUGGUGCCGGCUGUCGCCUCCGCUCAAAAGUGGACAAAAACCGACUCUGGCACUGUGCUCAGCUCCUUUUUCUGGGGCUACACCCUGACGCAGGUGGUGGGCGGCUAUUUCAGCGAUAGAUUUGGCGGGCAGCGUGUCAUAUUGUGCGCGGCCGUCGGCUGGUCGCUCAUCACAUUCCUGAUGCCCACAAUUAUCUGGUCUGCCGGUUCCAUCAAGAGCUAUGCCAUUCCCUUCAUCGUGGCCAUUCGCAUUCUGAACGGCGCCCUCCAGGGUGUCCACUUUCCCAGCAUGAUUAGCCUAACCAGUCAGAACCUCUGCCCCAACGAGCGCAGCAGCUUCUUUGGGCUGCUCACAGCCGGCUCCGCCUUGGGCACUCUGCUCACGGGAAUUAUGGGCUCGUUCCUGCUUGACUACUUUGGCUGGUCGUAUGUCUUCCGGGUUAUCGGCCUGAUGGGCGUCGCCUGGGCCCUUGUCCUACGUUACUACGCCAUGGCUGGUGAGCGGAAUAGGAUCAUCAACAUUGCCACGCCAUCUCGCCUGUGCGCAAACAAAAGUCCUGUGGAGACGACAGCCGUGCCUUGGCUGCGCUACUUCAGCCGUCUGUCCUUCUGGGCCUGUGUCCUGACGCACGCCUGCGAGAUGAACUGCUUUUUUGUGCUGCUCUCGUGGCUGCCAACGUACUUCCACGACGGUUUCCCACACGCCAAAGGCUGGGUGGUCAACAUGAUUCCGUGGCUGGCCCUGCCGCCGUGCACACUCUUUGCCAAGUAUUUGACCACGAAGCUACUCGCCCGCGAAUGGCACACAACGACGGUGCGCAAGCUCAUCCAGAGCUGCUGCUUUGCGGCCCAGAAUCUAGCCUUGUUUGUGAUGAGCCGCACCUCGGACUUCCAUACGGCCCUCAUUUGCAUGACCAUCAUCAUCGGUGGGACGGGCUUCCACAACAAUGCAGUGACGGUUAAUCCCCAGGACCUGGCCCCCAUGCACUCGGGCAGCGUCUUUGGGCUAAUGAACACGGUGGGCGCGAUUCCUGGCUUCCUUGGCGUUUAUCUCGCCGGCCACAUUCUGGAGCUCACCCAGAGCUGGCCGAUGGUCUUCAGCGCGGCGGCGGGCAUCAAUCUAGUGGGUUGGAUAAUAUUUAUGGUCUUCGGCUCAGCGGAGGCCAUUGUUUAACAUUCUCUCGGACAUAUUCCUAAACUUUUGGAAAUAAUCUUAUUUAUUUACGUUUAUGUACGUGAGACUAGGUCCUUUGCAAAAAAUUAAAUUACUAUUUAGUUGACGAGCGAUUAACUGUCGUGAAGAGAAUCGAAGCCGAAUAUAUUGUACUUCGGAGUACUACCCUGCGAUGCCUCGCUAUCAGAUAGAAUCAAAUGUUUCGACUCAUUCGGUAUAUAUUAAUGUAUAUAUUUAGGACAUAGGUUUAAGUAGCAAAAUCUUACUACUCCUAGCGUGAUCAAAUAAAAAUGUUUAACUCCA